AUGUCGUCUAAAUCCAUGGAUUUAAUUGUAGUUUUGACAUCUGUUUUAGCUUUGCUAUUUGCUCAAACCAUUAAUGGCGUCACUGUUGAGCUCAUACACCCUAACUCUCCUUCAAACCCUAAUCGCAACCAGUUUGAUUGGAUCCGGCAGGCGUAUAACAACACUCGAUCACGCGCCGCCUUCAUCCACAGUCGCCUCCUCGGAGUCGACGAUUCUUCCAAAUUCAAGACCGAUAUGAUCCCCAACGGGGGAGGAUACAUCAUGAAGUACUCCGUCGGUACACCGCCGUUUGAAACCUACGGCAUCGCCGAUACCGGCAGUGACGUUACGUGGACUCAGUGCCAACCUUGCACCGAUUGCUUCCCGCAAACCCCGCCCAUAUUUGAUCCCAAGAAUAGCAAUUCAUACAAAACGACACCGUGCGAUUCGGAUGCCUGUUCUAUCUUCGGCUCUAUCUGUUCCGACCAAAAAGUUUGCCAGUACGACAUCACCUACGGCGACCAGUCCCAUACCGCCGGCGAUGUGGCUACCGAUACACUAACCAUCGGCGACGGCUCCUUCACGGACGUCAUGUUCGGUUGCGGCCACAAUAAUUCCGGCUUCCCCGACGUCAGCUCCGGCAUUUUCGGUCUCGGCUACUCCAACGUGUCGUUCGUCAAGAAGUUGAGAAACCAAAUCGACGGAAAAUUCGCUUAUUGCCUGUCUCCUCAGCCUGAUUCCAAAAGCUAUAUAAGUUUCGGAACAGACGCCAUAGUUACCGGUGCCGAUGCAGUUUCAACUCCCUUCGCUGUAAGCCUUGACAAAACUAUAUUUUACUGGCUCUCCUUAGAAAGCAUGAGCGCCGGAGACAAAAACUUCCCGGUCAAGCAAUCUUCCACUUCCGACACCAGUGAUCAGACCGGCAACGUUAUCAUUGAUUCAGGAACCAUGCUGACAGUCAUCCCGACCGAUAUGUUCAAUAGUCUGAAAUCGGAACUAACGAAACAGAUCCCGGCUACUCCCAUAGAUGAUCCUCAAGGCGAAUUCGGGCUAUGCUACUCGACAAGUGAUAAAUUUGAGGCGCCAAAAAUUGUUGCACAUUUUUCCGGCGCUGAUGUAUCGUUGUCAUCUCGGGGAAUAUUCCAACAAGCAGGAGAAGGUAUCUCUUGUUUGACAAUAGUUCCAGAUCAACACCUCAAUAUAUUUAUCUUUGGCAACUUGUCCGAAGUAGAUUACCUUGUUGGAUAUGAUUUGAAAGCCAAGACAGUCACCUUCAAGCCUGCUGAUUGCUCCAAAUUUUAA
Molecule: messenger RNA, 1281 nt
Organism: Ipomoea nil (Japanese morning glory)
Lineage: Eukaryota; Viridiplantae; Streptophyta; Magnoliopsida; Solanales; Convolvulaceae
Product: aspartic proteinase CDR1-like
Exons: 1
Coding region: 1-1281 (426 amino acids)
Cellular component (GO): extracellular region
Source: RefSeq, a predicted model, not a curated record